UACCUCAUAUCAUGUACGCAUGACUGCUCUACGGUACUCUGGCUCAUAUGAACAAUUUCUACUUUCUAGUCAAUAGGGACUAGGGUACUAGUAUAGUCCUAUGGGAAAACACUACAUGCUAAAGGUGUGCUUUCAAGAUUUUGGAUACUGGCGUACGUUAUCGCCAACCGAGUGACAGAAGGACGGAAAUUUGUGGAUGGAAAACUUAGGUUACCUAUUAAAUUCGCUAUGUUCGUUAUCAGUUACUUUCCGUGCACACCUAUAUAAUUGUAAUUGUUUGAGUCUAUAUUCGUUGCAUAUAUACGUCAACUAUUGUUUUCAGUAUGCCUCAUGCUACAAGAAAGUGGGAAAUAUAUCCAGGACGCAACCGCUUUUGUUGUGAAGGAAGGAUAAUGAUGGCAAAACAAGUUGGAAUAUUCUAUGUUACAGUUGGAUUAAUAGUUGCUACGAGCUGCACAUUCUUUGUAUUUGACUGUCCAUUUUUAGCUGUUAAAAUCACCCCAGCCAUCCCUGCUGUGGGUGGUCUCCUGUUUACGUUUGUCUUAGCUACGUUGUUUCGAACAUCAUUCUCCGACCCUGGGGUUAUUCCUCGAGCCACGCCGGAUGAAGCAGCAGACAUAGAAAAGCAGAUUGAAGUCCCUAACAGUCCAAACAGUCCAACUUAUCGUCCGCCUCCUCGGACAAAAGAAGUCGUUGUCUGUGGCCAAGUUGUCAAAUUAAAGUUUUGUUUUACUUGUAAAAUAUUUCGUCCUCCAAGAGCGUCGCACUGUAGCAUUUGCGACAAUUGCGUAGACGGCUUUGAUCAUCAUUGCCCCUGGAUCGGAAACUGUGUCGGCCGCAGAAAUUAUCGCUAUUUUUAUUCGUUUAUUGUCUCUCUAGCAUUCAUGUGCGUCUUCAUUUUCGCAUGUGCUAUCACACAUCUUGUAUUAUUAACUAGAGAUGACAAACCAUUUCUAGAUGCCAUUAAGGAAUCCCCUGCCAGUGUUCUUGUUGCGAUAGUAUGUUUCUUUAGCGUCUGGAGUGUAUUGGGAUUGGCCGGCUUCCACACAUACUUAACGACUUCCAAUCAAACUACCAAUGAAGACAUUAAAGGUUCUUUCACUGGGAAAAGGGGGCAAGAAAAAGUUAACCCUUACAGCAAAGGCGGAGUUUGUGCGAACUGCUUUUUCAUUUUAUGUGGUCCGAUGCCUCCCAGUUUUAUAGACAGACGUGGUUUUGUGACACCAGAGCAUUCCAUAGCACCACCAAUCGAUUCCGUUCCAACAACAUCUCCGGCCUCUGCCGUACCUAUUCAAGGGAGCAGCGAAGUUCGGCUCCUGAGUAAUGGGAAAGGACAUGUCACGGUCAGCGUCUCCAAUGCCGGACCGAGAAAACAAGCUAUUGGCUCUAUUCAGGAACCCAAACGUCCUGAAAUUGAUCCAGGAGUAUCCCUUCAACCCUUGUCUACGCUGUCCGCCAGCAGUUUGCAGCUACUUCACGAAAGAACAAUGAUAAAUACCGACUUGGACCUUGAUUCCCUGGAUGAAUCGGCCUCUUCCAACCCGUUUCAUUUGGAAUCGGCCAGCGUGACCAGCAGCCAAACAGGACUGUUACAUCCGCUUGUUCCUCGGUAUAAUGGUUUAUAGCUAAUAACCAGUCAAUCGUCUAUCAUUUAUGUGAACAGUUCGUACCCAUCUUAUUUUUCAUUUGUGGUCACAACCAUGACUCUUCGUCAUUCCCUAAAUCUGUGUAUCGUUUAAACGCUAUUCGUGUAAACUCCGUUGCUUUUGCGAUCAUGAGUAAAUUGUUAAUCAAA
Messenger RNA from Daphnia carinata, 1795 nucleotides. Its product is annotated as palmitoyltransferase ZDHHC18-B-like. The record is from RefSeq and is a predicted model, not a curated record. Gene Ontology annotation, biological process: peptidyl-L-cysteine S-palmitoylation; protein targeting to membrane. Lineage: Eukaryota; Metazoa; Arthropoda; Branchiopoda; Diplostraca; Daphniidae. Gene Ontology annotation, molecular function: protein-cysteine S-palmitoyltransferase activity. The coding region runs from base 324 to 1625 and encodes 433 amino acids. Gene Ontology annotation, cellular component: endoplasmic reticulum; Golgi apparatus. The transcript has 10 exons.